AUGCGUCCGCCUAUGCGCUCGAGCAUAGCGUGCCUCCGAUGUCGCAAAUCCAAGAUCAAGUGCGAGAACAACGGUGGCUCGAGUCCGUGUGAUGGCUGCAUCAAGACGGGAAAACAAUGCAUCUUUCAGCCGCCAGAAGGGAAUCCUCCACCCCCGAAGCGGAACGAACCACCCGUCGUCGCGAAAACGGACCGUGAAGGAGGCUCUGACCGGAAGCGACUGAAGCGUAUCGACGAGAUCGCCAAGUCCGACGGCCAGAAAGGCACCACAUACGCCGAGGAGGUGCUGUCUGCGCCGUUUCUCACCGAGGAUGUGUGGGAUCAGGUGCUCGAUCUAUACAAGCUGCAUUUCGCACCAGAGCUGCCUUUCUUGCAUUUGCCGACGAUGAAGGAGAAGCUCGGUCGUAGAUUCAGGUCACCUGGUCCCACCGAUGUGUCUCCGGAAUUCAACUUGGUACUCCUGGGUGUCCUUGCUUUGACAGCGCGGUUCCAUGUAGACUUGGUCAAAUACCUGGCACACAUUACCAAUAAUCAGCCGGGAAAUGUGCGGUCGCGGCCCAUGCAAACACAAGUCGACCCUUCUACCGCCUCCGAUUACUACGCCGAGAUCCUGAGUAUGGCCCUGGGCCCGAUUCCCAAGACCGCCUCUGUUGAGCGGGUACAAGCUAUGCUCAUGCUUGGGCUUUAUGAAUGGGGACAGACGAGACCAAAACCAGGAGGCCUCGGCGCCUGGAUGUCCAUAGGUGGUGCCAUUAGACUGGCUCAGUUCCUCAAGCUCGGUCUCGUGGAUGAACCGACCGAGUCAGCAAACGCUCGUGCCGGCCAAGAUCCUUCCCAAGAAUCGCACUUGAUCCUCGAACGUGAAGUUAUGCGGCGCACCAUGUUUGGAUGUUUUGUGCUAGACCGCAUGCUCGCGUGUGGAAAAGGCAGGGUCACCAUGAUUCAGCGUGAGGAUCUCUGCAUUCAGCUGCCCUGCUCGGAGGAUAAGUUUGACCUUGCGAUCGAGGUCAAUACGGGGAUGCUGCCCUCGCGUGGUUUCGAGCAGGACGAGCGUCGCGAGAUCAACGACGACAGCGUGCUGAGCAGAUUUAUCCGUCUGGUCGACAUUUGGGGUGAUAUCUCUCGGUAUAGUUCAGAUGGCGGUCGUCUGACGGAGAAGCACCCGCCCUGGGAUUCGCGGACAACUUUUUACAAGCUCAACCAGCGGCUUCAGCAAUUUGAUGCAUCUCUCCCCGGAACAUUCAAAUUCUCGGAAUCCAACUACCGGAGACAUGAGAACCAUCAGGCCUCGAGUGCCUACAUUCUUCUCCACGUCUUGCGGUGCAUUUCUCUGAUCAUGUUGCAUCGGGAGUACAUUCCCUUCGUUCCCAUACGAUGUAAAGGGCCUGAAGGGCCACGCGACGAGCCGACAUUUCCCAGGAAAGAGUAUGAGUGGCCACAAGGCUUUUGGAACGAGAGCGCCGAGCACGUGUUCCGAGCCGCGAAGGAUAUUGUCGAGCUCAUCGAGAUAUGCGAGCGCAAAAAUCGCCUCCCCCAAUCCACCCUUGUACUCUUUGGCAUAUGGACCGCCGCCUUCGUUGGGCUUUAUGCGCAUCAUUUUCCUCAGAUGGAUGAGAAACAGCACAUGAGGGGAGAGCAGAUUCUGCGAAAGACGGAUUCUUCCAUCCCGAUGGUUUACCAGCAUGGACCUACUGCGGUUGCAUACAAUACCCUUGAUAAGAUGUCGACAUGGCUGAAGAUGGCGUCCACGUACGUCUCUAUACUGCUCCAGAUGGAAAAGUACUUUGUCGACAUCAAACAAGAAUUCUACAGGCACGAGGAGCAGAAUCGGACAGAUCUGACCGAGACAGCAAGAAUAGCUACCAAGAGGGUGCGCGAUGGUGGUUCGGGUGGCGGUCUGGAGGAGUAUGAGCUGUUGCGGCCACAGCUCAAAGAUUUCGGUGCUCUCAACCCAGCUGACUCUGACAGAUCACGGGCAAACCGCGCCUCGUCGAUGGGGGCCGAUAGCCAGGGCCCGAUUUGCACACCAAACCUUAUUCUGCCCAACCCGGCAGAACCUGGGGGCGUGACGAACAGCGCGCCAUCUGAGGCCCACCCAGAGGUGUGGAGAUAUUCGGAUGGUUCUCAGGCACGCAUAUUACAGUCUCCAACGCAUGGAGGAGAGAUGCCUGGUAGCGGAACAGCAGGCCAGGUCGGACUCCACGUUAAUGAGAGCAUGUUCGCAGAUGCCCUGACAACGGAUCAGCUCCAUGCGCACGAGAACCAACGCAUGCACUGGGAUGUCGACGCCUGGCUCUGUGGUGAUCUCGGCGACCUACCGGGACAUUUUUGGCCGCAGAACACCCCCAAAUAA
Microdochium trichocladiopsis is the source of this 2352-nucleotide messenger RNA. RefSeq lists its product as uncharacterized. Lineage: Eukaryota; Fungi; Ascomycota; Sordariomycetes; Xylariales; Microdochiaceae. Bases 1 to 2352 code for a protein of 783 amino acids. Gene Ontology annotation, molecular function: zinc ion binding; DNA-binding transcription factor activity, RNA polymerase II-specific; DNA binding. Gene Ontology annotation, cellular component: nucleus. The transcript is spliced from 3 exons. Gene Ontology annotation, biological process: regulation of DNA-templated transcription; DNA-templated transcription. The record is from RefSeq and is a predicted model, not a curated record.